AUGGUGUCUCUGCGAUUUCCGUUCCCGUUUUUCCAACCCCCGAACCCACAACCACCCAACGCAACCACCGCCAACAUCUCCGCCUCGUCCUCCGGAUCUUUCCCCGCUGCCUGGGUCUGCGCUGCAGGAAUUGCGGCCGGAGUAGCUGUCUGUAAAGCCUCAACUGAUCCUUUUCUCCAGACUCCAUUCAAUUCUCUGCUAUCCAAUUUGAUCAAUCGGAAUAAUUUGGCUCCAAUGUUGGGUUCUAUUUCACUCUCGGAUAAUGGGUCAGCUGCUCCGGUGACUGAGACCCGGACCGGAAUGUCAUUUCCCUCUGUGCUCAGUGAUUCCCAGCGACUUCUUGGAGUUGGGUUGAGGAGAAAAUGCAUUUUGGGCUUGAAGAACAUUGAUGUCUACGCUUUUGGAGUCUAUGCUGAUGAUGCUGACAUAAAGAAAGUUUUAAGUGAGAAUUAUGGAAACUUGUCCGUUUCGGAAUUGAAAGAAAUUAAAAAACUACGGGAGGAUCUCAUGGAAAGUGAUGUAUCCAUGACUGUGAGACUUCAGAUUGUUUAUGGCAAGUUAAGCAUAAAGUCUGUAAGAAGUGCAUUUGAAGAUUCAGUUGGAAGCAGAUUGAAGAAAUUCGGAGGAGGAGCUGAUCACAAAGAACUACUUCAGAGGUUUACUUCCCAGUUCAAAGACGAAUACAAAAUUCCUCGUGGAUCUAUCAUAGACCUCUCAAGGGACCAGGGAUACGUUCUUCGCACUAAAAUUGAUGGAAAGGAGGUAGGAAGCAUCGAAAGCAAGCUGCUAUGUCGAUCAAUCCUUGAUUUAUACAUUGGUGAUGAGCCAUUUGAUCAGAAAGCUAAGGAAGAUGUUCAACAGAAUUUGGCAUCGCUUCUCCAGAAGUAG
This is a messenger RNA of Oldenlandia corymbosa var. corymbosa, 888 nucleotides long. The record is from the annotation of a GenBank genome assembly. NCBI's taxonomy places the organism in Eukaryota, Viridiplantae, Streptophyta, Magnoliopsida, Gentianales, Rubiaceae.